Messenger RNA from Trichoderma asperellum CBS 433.97, 2385 nucleotides. Lineage: Eukaryota; Fungi; Ascomycota; Sordariomycetes; Hypocreales; Hypocreaceae. The record is from RefSeq and is a predicted model, not a curated record.
AUGUCUGCCGAAUCAUUAAAUGUAAUUGCGUUGAUUUCGGGAGGCAAAGACAGCUUCUUUAAUCUGCUCCACUGCAUUCGUCAUGGGCACCGCAUCGUGGCUCUGGCGAACUUGUAUCCGGUGGUUGAUGGCACCACAGGAGCUUUAGAAGAUCCUAUUGAAGAAGACCUGAAUAGCUUCAUGUAUCAGACGGUUGGGCAUGAAGUCAUCCCACUCUAUGCUGCAGCAACUGGUCUACCCCUCUAUCGACAGCCGAUUCGCGGCGGGGCACUGCAUCAUGAACGGGACUAUGACUAUUCGCCUGGAGAGCAAAAGGACGCACCGUCGAAGGUUGAUGAGACUGAGUCAAUGCUGCUUCUGCUUCAGGCCAUCAAAGCUCGCCAUCCCGAGGCAAACGCCCUUUGUUCCGGGGCCAUCUUGUCCACAUACCAGCGCACUCGAGUUGAAUCGAUUGCGUUGAGGCUUGGUCUCACCCCAUUGGCAUAUCUUUGGAAGUACCCUGUUCUUCCACCUCGUGCGAACGAGGUUGCAGACGAGGCUCAGUUGCUCCGUGAUGUGGCUUUUGCUGGGCUCGAUGCUCGGAUCAUCAAGGUUGCAAGUGCAGGGCUUGAUGAAAGUCAUCUGUGGGAGCGAGUGUCGAGCAUCAAGGGGGUAAAUCGAGUGAAGAGCGCUUUGAGAAAAUUUGGUGCUGCUGAAGGUGCUUCUUUGGGCGAAGGAGGCGAGUUUGAGACCCUUGUGUUGGAUGGACCGUCGUGGUUGUUCAAGAAGAAGAUCUCAGUUCCAGAGGAAGGGCGGAAGAUUGUCAACGAAGGGGGUGGCUCAACUUGGUUGAUGCUUCGGGGAGCCCAUCUUCAGGACAAACUCGAGGAUUCUGACGUUGGCGCAAGCCCAGAAUCAUCCAUCAGAACUCCUGACUUAUUAGACUCAAGAUUUCAGUCAAUAUUUCAUACGAUUUUAAACACAAAAGACAUUGAGGAUAGCAGGAAAGAGAGCACGGGAGCUCUGAGGCCGCGAAUCCUAGGCAACAAGUUUUCCUCAACAUUAGAAGAAGACGAUGAUAUUCUGCGAUGGUCUGUUUUGGCUAACCCUUCUGCAGAUCGAACUUGUAUUGCAGCAGAAAUGCAGUCUGUGGUUAGCCAAAUAAGGGAGCUGCUCUCCGCUUCGUCUCUUGAUGCGGCUCAAAUUACCAAUACAAUCAUCAUCCUUCGCAACAUGGCGGACUUUCCAAGAAUUAACGCGGAAUAUGGCAACCUUUUUACAAGGCCAAAUCCACCAUCUCGAGUCACUAUCUCAUGUGGUUCUCUACUUCCGCCUGACUACAAUGUUAUGGCGUUUCUCACAGUCCCGAGGCCAGGGGUCAACUCUCACAGGAAUGGCCUCCAUGUUCAGUCUCGGUCAUAUUGGGCCCCGGCGAAUAUUGGUCCGUACAGCCAAGCUAUUGAUAUCUCUGUAUCAGUAGAAGCAGAGGAGAUCGGUGUACGAGCCAUAUAUGUCGCCGGCCAGAUUCCCUUGAUACCUGCAUCAAUGGUCUUGCCACCUCUAUCGGAGACCAGUUACGCCAUGCAGAUUGAUCUAUCCUUGCAACAUCUAUGGCGAGUUGGGCUUGAGAUGAAGGUUCAGCUCUGGAGCAGCGCUGUAGCCUACUUUGCUAAGGCAACGUCUCCUCAUGAAAUAAAACGCUAUGCCGAAGCCGCUGGUCUCGCGUGGAAGCUCGCUCACGGGUCGCCGGAGGAUGACGAAGAUGACGAAAGCGAGUUGGAUCCUUGGGAUCUUAAGCAUAACUCUCAAUACACCUCACUGGGGAACAGCCGAGAGAAUGCUCGCGCAAGACUGCCUGAUUGGUCCAUCUUUACACUGAGACAGCAGAACGAGCCAGAGUCGUGCAUCCCUCCCUUUUUCGCUGCUGAAGUGGAGGAGCUCCCUCGACAGGCUACUGUAGAGUGGCAUGCGCAUGUUGGCCUAUCGCAAAUCGAGGAGAGCAGCGUAGAGAUCGUUUAUCAUCCAGAAACAACGCCAUCUUGCUGGAGGGCCUGGCACGUGUUUGUUCGCACAGCAAAAGCUACGGUAGUAUAUACAACGAUGGCUCACGUCCCAUCGCCAGGCCACGGGAACAGCAGUUGGGGCGAAUUACAAGAAGAGCUCUCCGUUUCACACACACACUCGGUGAAGGCUCUUGGGCUGGCGCCUCUAGUGCACCACGCAACCCCUCACAUGGCGUAUGUAGAGGCCACCAGCGUCACAUCUCUGCUGUCGGAUGUCGGCGAUGCUGGGCCGUCGGUGCCCUUUGCGACGAUUCCGUGCUAUACAAUCUGGUCUGCGGGAGGAGAACGGGUAACAUGCGUGGCGUUGUAUAAAAUGGUUCUUGGGCUGUCACCAACAGAUUAA